AAACAUCCACCUCUUUCCAUCGCAUCUCUUUAUCUUCUAUAUCCAGUCAACUCUCCACACUCCCUGUGCGCCGUCCACACCGGCCCAUAACCACCGAUCCCCCAGCCGACUACCACGCCAUAUCACGUUACAGUGGUCUGGCCAGCUCGUUUAAUGGAAUCUCAACGACCAGCACAGCUACCACCAAGAGGACUCCCAAUACUGUCGGGCCUGCCACCGGUAACCGAGUCGUCAAACUGUAGACAAUGCGGUAAAGACUUUAACCCUUUCUGGCGACGCAAGCACAUCUGUGGCCAUUGUGGCUACGAAUACUGUUCAUCAUGCCUCUCCGACGGUCAGGCACUUAUGCCCCGUCGGCCAGGCCAAGCAGCUCUCAAUCCCAAACCGUUGUCAGAGCUCAAAGCAGGGCUCGGACUCGACGAUAAGCGUGAAAGUUCGGGCUCGGGAUACGAAGCCGAGAGUGUCUGUCUGCCAUGCUUGGGUAUGCUUCAAGUGACUGCGGCGCCCGUGACCAUCCUGAGAUCCUUGCCCAUAAAGCGGCUCAAAGAUUACCUUGCCGCAUACAACAUUCCUUGUAUCGGUGCCAAGGAGAAAGAGGAUAUUGUCCAGACAGUCCUCAAAGCCAGAAGCCCUUCUACGGGAUGCCUCUCCCCUGAAGCGGAGAGUUACUAUAGACGUCGUUCGGUCCCCAAAGGAAAUACUCAAUCCUCCUCUUCUCCUCCCAACAAUACUCAGACUAGGCCAAUUACCAACAACAAUCGCCCAUCAUCCUCCGGCCCACAAACGUACGCUUCAUCUUAUCAGCGUCCAUCGCCUCAUGCCCAUUACCGACCGCCGCCACCACCGCCAUCCAACAACUAUCGACGUACCCCUCCCCGACCACAGCCGCAAACUCAACCUAGACCGCAAACAAAUUAUGGACCAACGUCCGCGCAAGCGCGCCCCUCGCCUCGUCCUGCUGCAGCGCCUACCCCUCCACCACCUGUUCCAUCCAUUCUCUCACUCGUGGCUUUGCCAGAUUCCUACCUAUCAUCACUGAGCAUAGGUACACUCAAGGCAAUCUUGUAUGAGAAUCAUGUGCGUGUAGAUUUCAAGCAGGUCCUUGAAAAGAAAGAACUUAUUGCGCGAGUCAAAGAACUUGUAGAUGAUGAACGAAAGCGUCUAGAAAGGCAACGUAUCGCCGAGCAAGAGGGACUCGAACAGUCUCCUCCUCUUAGUUCACCGCAAGAUCCCAUCUCCGAUAAUGUUGAAGCAUCUGGAAAUACAGCUGGACUAGGAGAUACUGAAGGAGAUUCAGAUGAAACGCCCAAAGCCGCAAAGAAAGUGCCCACUGGCCCGAUGCCUGAGAUUGAACGCGGUCUUUGUGUUGUGUGCCAAGACGAAGAGGCCACGUUGGCUGCCGUAGAUUGCGGCCAUCUUUGCAUGUGCCCACACUGCUCGGAUUUGAUCAUGGCAACCACUCAGGAGUGUCCUCUAUGCCGUACCCGAAUUGUUACCAAACAGCGUCUCAUCAGGAUUUACCGCACUUGAUUCCGGGUCUAGCAGUGAUUCAUCCUUCAUCCUCCUUCUAUAAAUUGACUAUUAACUUUUAUGAUGCAUGCCACAACGAUUACGGU
Molecule: messenger RNA, 1616 nt
Organism: Cryptococcus deneoformans JEC21
Lineage: Eukaryota; Fungi; Basidiomycota; Tremellomycetes; Tremellales; Cryptococcaceae
Exons: 9
Coding region: 154-1530 (458 amino acids)
Molecular function (GO): metal ion binding
Source: RefSeq, a predicted model, not a curated record